Molecule: messenger RNA, 787 nt
Organism: Wyeomyia smithii (pitcher-plant mosquito)
Lineage: Eukaryota; Metazoa; Arthropoda; Insecta; Diptera; Culicidae
Product: glycine-rich selenoprotein-like
Exons: 3
Coding region: 198-476 (92 amino acids)
Biological process (GO): endoplasmic reticulum calcium ion homeostasis; calcium ion transport
Cellular component (GO): Golgi apparatus; endoplasmic reticulum membrane
Source: RefSeq, a predicted model, not a curated record
UUCUAAUGACGUGCUUUUGACUUGAACUCCCUCCCUGAACAAAAAGUUCAGAAUGUUCGAGUCUAGUCAUAUUUUCAUUCAUAUAAAACGAAUAUUAGUGAGUUUUUGAACAAGUUACGGUGGAUUUCACCACUUUUUCCGAACUACUCAAGGGACUUACUGCAAUGCAAACGGACAAGAGAUAAAUUAUUCUAAAAAUGGUAUACGUAGCAAGAGAUGGAACCGUCCAUCAAUCUCAACCGUGGACUGUUCAGCGUUUCCUUGGGCUGAUUACCGGAUUCUUCAAUUUUUUCGUUAUGUUCUUUCGAACAUUGCUUGAUCUGAAUCCAAACAGUCCUGGGAACUCAACGGACACUACGGGCAGUCGCCGCGGAGGGGGUGGUGGAGGAGGUGGAGGCCCACCAGGUGGGCCCCGGCAACGGCCAAUAGGGCGAACGAUGACCCUAAGGGACUGUACCAUCCCAGGUGGUGGAUGAGCGCGGUAAAGCAUCCAGCCCAAACUUAACCGUUUCGUAUGGAUGCUAGUGCACUCAACCGCCACCUUUGGAAAUCCGAAAAGCGCUGCAGCUUUUGUAUGACGAAUACGCUCUAAACCUACGCUACCACACAGGCGGGUGUAUUUUGAAGAGGGUCUUCUGAGGAUGGUGAAGUCUAUCGUUUGUUAUAAAAAUAAAUUCUAUCUUCUGGUGAUUUCUCACAGGUACAUGUACUAUAUGUGUAAAACAAUAAAUUGAUCUUCUUAAAAGGAAUAAACAAUACAAUAACGUGUUUCAUUUAGUACACUAAA